AUGGCUUCCUUCAAAUAUGAUUUAGUUCCUCUUCCAAAUGGUGCUUGCUUUGCAGGAGUGCUUUCAAUUGUUACAUUUAAUGCUGACUCCUAUGAUGGUGUUGUGAUUAAACUUAAGAGAACUGGAAACAAUGAAUGGUUUAAAAUUUUGUUUGAUCAAGAAUAUUCAUAUGAAUACUUUUUCAAGGCGCCUGAGAAUUUUGAGGAGAUCAAGUUUCCAUUCUCUGAUUUCAAACCAUACCACUGGGGUAAACGUGUAAACUCAACCCGUCCUCUUGAUUCCAAAGAUCUUCGUUUUGGAGUACAAAUUUUCGGAGGAUUUUACGAAGAUUAUAAGCAGUCUGGAAACGGUUCUCUUGAAGUUCAAUGGGUCAAAGCAUAUAAAAACUAA
Molecule: messenger RNA, 390 nt
Organism: Rodentolepis nana
Lineage: Eukaryota; Metazoa; Platyhelminthes; Cestoda; Cyclophyllidea; Hymenolepididae
Source: the annotation of a GenBank genome assembly